This is a messenger RNA of Lactuca saligna, 1833 nucleotides long. The record is from the annotation of a GenBank genome assembly. NCBI's taxonomy places the organism in Eukaryota, Viridiplantae, Streptophyta, Magnoliopsida, Asterales, Asteraceae.
AUGGUUUCUUGGCGCAUUCGUGGUGAAAUGGCUGAAAUCGACGUUGAUCAAAGUUAUGCUGGACAUCCGACAAUGUUUUCAAUAAGAAUGCACCAUGGAGGUGAGUUUACAAGCUUUCCUGGAAGGAAGUAUAUUCGUGGGAAGCAAACAUUUGUUGAUUUACUGGACAUUGAUACCUUUUCCGUUCAUGACAUUGACGAGAUAAUGGAAGACCUAGGGUAUGCUUCAAUAGGUAAACCACUUUACUAUCACUUUCAAAGGCCUUUAGGCGAUUUAGAUUUUGGGUUAUUCGCUUUAGCUAGUGAUGAAGAUGUUCGUUAUUUGGGGAGUUUUGUGGCUAAGCAUAAGUUAAUUGAGAGACUGUUCCUGGAGUGGCAUAGCACACCUGCUGUUGACUUGGAGGAUGACAUGGAUCACAUGGAGAAAGAAUCGGGUAAUGAUCCUACACCCACUGGUCAUCUGGAGAAGGAUUUGGGUAAUGAUUCUACUCUCACUGAUCAUAUGGAGAAUGAUUUGGGUAAUGAUGCUACUCUCACUGAUCAUAUGGAGAAUGACUUGGUUAAUGAUGCUAAUGACUUUGGUAAGUUUGGUGAGUUAGAGAGUGACAAUGAUGAAAGUGAUGAUAGUGAUUUUUUUGUGGACAUUGAAAAUAUAUUGGAUGAUAUUAAUGUGGAUAUGCAAGAUUUUGAAAUGAAUAUCGACAAAGAUGUGGAAUGGGUUGGAGGGUCGUCUAACACUGUGGUUGAUGAAGGCACACAGGAUGAAGCUUUAGAGGUGAUUAACACUGACUUUUUAGCAUCUGAUUCAUCAUCAGAUGAGGGGAUUAAUGGUCAAAGAAAGAAAUCAAUAAGAGCAAUUCAAAGGGCACAUGAGAAUGAUGAAGCACUUGUUAGUGAACCCUUCUAUAUUUUUCAAAAAUUUGGUUCAGCAAAGGAGUUUAAGGAUAAGGUAAAACUCCAUGCCAUAGAGACUAGAAGGGAGCUGGCCCUUGAAAAAAAUGACAAGAAUAGAGUGAGAUGGGUUUGUAAGGGAACAAUACCAAAGCUUGGGCCUAAUGUAGAAGUCAACGAUGAAGAAGAAAUAUGUCCUUGGGUCUUAUUAGCUAGUAAAUGGAAAAAAGAUGUCAACUGGACAGUUAAAACGUACAACAAAGUCCAUAAAUGUCUUCAAACUAGAACAGUAAAAGCAUGUACGUAUAAAUUCCUCUCUUCUAAAAUUGUUGAACAGGUUGAAAGUAACCCUACUAUUCCAAUUAGGGCUUUGCAAGAACAGCUACAACGGAGGUUUAAGGUAGAUCUUUCUAGGAUGAAAACAUUUAGGGCAAAAUCUGAGGCUCUAAACCUUGUGCAAGGAGAUUUCGUUACUCAGUAUAGUUUACUCAGAGAUUACAUUGUUGAGUUGCAAACUCGUAACCCAGAUACGACUGUUAGGGUUGAUGUUGAAAGCGAAGGAAAUCCACACAGUGAAACGAGGACAUUCAGACGCAUUUACAUAUGCUUGGGAGCUUUAAAGAAAGGCUUCGCAGCUGGAAAGAGGGAUUUUCUUGGCUUUGAUGGUGCUUUCAUGAAGGGUCCAUUUCCAGGACAAAUUCUUUCAGCCGUGGGACUAGAUGGUAAUAAUGGCACAUAUCCAUUGGCAUAUGCGGUGGUUGAAACAGAGAACAUCAGUUCAUGGACUUGGUUUUUGAGUUGUCUUGGGGAGGAUCUUGGCUUGAAUACUAAUUCUAAUUUCACUUUUAUAACAGACAGACAAAAGGGUAUUCUAAAUGCAAUUGCACCUUGUUUCCUUGUGCUGAAAAUCGUUACUGUGUUCGUCACAUUCGGGAUAACAUGA